GAGAAGAGGAAAGUUUUCCAAGAGGGGGGAAGGAGGAAAUGAAACUUGCUGCUCGCCAAAGCUUACUCACUCUGCCGAUUUUCAUGCAGUGAAAAAAAAAACCCAUAGCACUCCUCUUUUGCUCAACGACGUUGUGAAUCGACUACUUGUAUUUUCUGUCAGGUUAUUCUGGAAUUAGAACUUUGUGUGACCAUCCACCAGGGAGACAAAACCGCCCUUUGGAUGAAGAUUUCCGGUGGUUGACAGACAGUACGUCGGACAAGAACAGGCAACGGAAAUGCCCAUCCACCAGUAAUCCUAUUGACUGGACUGGGACAGCCCGAUCCAAUGAGGUGUAACCGAGAGGGUGGACAGGACUUUGGUCAAUUCUACAAAGCGUGAACUGCAACAAUUAGAAGAAUGUUGUGGGAAACAGACCGACCUCAGUGAUCUCAGUGACUUGAGUUAAAACUCUUGAAUUUUGCUUGUGCUGUUUAACAAAACAGGGCAACAUUAAGUGUCUGGAAGACUUGUUUGCAUUUCUGAAUGAUUUUAUUCCAAUGGAAAUCGAACAGAACAAUAUAUGGAAGAUAACGCCGCGUCUGCAAUUGCUUUUUAACAGAUGAAUAUCUUAUCAGUGAAGCUCCAACAGACCGGACAAACAUGCAAUAUCUGCCGAAGUGUUGCUAUUGAACAAUUAUCGAGCUGUUUGGUUUCUAAACAUUUUUAACCGUACAGUUUUCUUUUUUUGAUACAUAAGAGGAAGAAACCAAUGUCUACCGGCAGCAGCCCGUCUCCUCCGUCCUUACCAAGACUUUCCCCCCUCUCUCAGCAUCCUGCUGCUCCGCCAACUCCUUCGCCGUCCCCCAGCCCACCGGCACCGCUGUAUAGUCGACUGUCGAACGGGAGUGUGAGCGCUCCAAGCCCUACGAACUCCCGUGGGUCUUUCCACGGAGUCUCCUUCCUUCUUCAGAUAGGCCUGACCAGGGAAACGGUGAACCUCGAGGCGAAUGAUCUGUCCCUUUCUGCCGUUAAAGACCUGGUCUGUUCAAUAGUCGACCAAAAGUUCCCGGAAUGUGGGUUCUUUGGCAUGUAUGACAAGAUCCUGCUGUUCCGCCACGACCUGAACUCGGAGAACAUACUCCAGAGGCUGACAUCGGCUGAGGACAUCCACGAGGGAGACCUGAUCGAGGUUGUCGUCUCUGCCCUCGCCACCGUUGAGGACUUCCAGAUCCGACCGCACACCUUGUAUGUGCACUCCUACAAGGCCCCGGCCUUCUGCGAUGACUGCGGGGAGAUGCUCUGGGGCCUGGUGCGCCAGGGCCUCAAAUGUGAAGGAUGUGGGCUGAAUUAUCACAAGCGCUGUGCUUUCAAGAUCCCCAACAACUGCAGCGGGGUGCGAAAGAGGCGCCUGUCCAACGUGUCCCUCCCAGGACCCUCUCUGUCCAUCCCUCGCCCUGCCCCGAUCGAGCAUGUGGUCGUGGCUCUGGAGGAGCAACGUUCCCACCAGGAGCCCGGGAAGCGGAUCCCAUCCUGGAGCGGCCGGCCCAUCUGGAUGGAGAAGAUGGUGUUGGGCCGGGUCAAGGUGCCCCACACCUUCGCCGUGCACUCCUAUACCCGUCCUACCAUCUGCCAGUACUGCAAGCGCCUGCUGAAGGGCCUGUUUCGCCAGGGCAUGCAGUGUAAAGAUUGUAAAUUUAAUUGCCACAAGCGAUGUGCGUCAAAGGUACCAAGAGAUUGUCUUGGCGAGGUCGUUUUUAACGGAGAGCCGGCCAGCCCCGGCCCCGAUUUGGAUGUCACCAUGGAGGUGGACAGCAGUCAGCAGUCUGAGGAGGCCUCUCCUCCAGAAGGAUUCUUCAUGGAUCCUUCUUUUCUGGAUGGAGAUAAGGAUGAGGAGACCAGCAAAACUAUCAGUCCCUGCACCAGCAGUAACAUCCCCCUGAUGCGAGUGGUUCAGUCCAUCAAGCACACUAAGAGGAAGAGCUCCACCAUGGUGCGCGAGGGCUGGAUGGUGCACUACACCAACAGAGACAACCUGAGGAAGAGGCAUUACUGGAGACUGGACAGCAAGAGCCUGACUUUGUUUCAGAAUGACACGGGUGCCAAGUACUACAAGGAGAUACCCCUCUCGGAGAUCCUGCAGGUGGACCCGGCGCGGGAUUUCGGCAGCCUGGCCCAGGGGGGCAACCCGCACUGCUUCGAGAUAAUCACAGACACCAUGGUCUACUAUGUCGGCGAGAACAACGGUGGUGACCACCACAACCCGGCGCUGGCCGCCUCGGGGGUGGGCCUGGAGGUGGGGCAGGGCUGGGAGAAGGCCAUUCGCCAGGCGCUGAUGCCCGUCACCCCCCAACCGAGCAUCUGCACCACCGCGGGACACAGCAGGGACCACAAAGAGGUGUCCAUCAGCAUAUCUGUGUCCAACUCCCAGGUGAAGGAGAAUGUGGAUAUCAGCUCAGUCUACCAGAUCUUUGCUGAUGAGGUCCUGGGUUCGGGACAGUUUGGGAUUGUGUAUGGAGGGAAGCACAGGAAAACGGGAAGAGACGUGGCCAUCAAGGUAAUCGACAAAAUGCGCUUCCCCACCAAGCAGGAGAGCCAGCUGAGGAAUGAGGUGGCCAUUCUCCAGAACCUUCACCACCCUGGGAUUGUGAACCUGGAGUGCAUGUUUGAGACGCCGGAGCGCGUCUUCGUUGUCAUGGAGAAGCUGCACGGUGACAUGCUGGAGAUGAUACUGUCGAGCGAGAAGAGCAAACUCCCGGAGCGCCUCACCAAGUUCCUGGUCACACAGAUUCUGGUGGCUUUGAGACACCUGCAUUUUAAGAACAUUGUCCACUGUGAUCUGAAGCCUGAGAAUGUGCUGUUGGCUUCAGCAGAGCCCUUUCCACAGGUGAAGUUGUGCGACUUCGGGUUCGCCCGCAUCAUCGGGGAGAAGUCGUUUCGCCGCUCAGUGGUGGGGACCCCGGCCUACCUGGCCCCUGAGGUCCUGCGGAGCAAGGGCUACAACCGCUCACUGGACAUGUGGUCCGUGGGCGUCAUCGUCUACGUCAGCCUGAGCGGCACCUUCCCCUUCAACGAGGACGAGGACAUCAAUGACCAGAUCCAGAACGCUGCCUUCAUGUACCCGCCCACACCGUGGAAAGACAUCUCAGCGGAGGCGACAGACUUAAUAAACAACCUCCUUCAAGUAAAGAUGAGGAAACGCUACAGUGUGGAUAAGUCCCUCAGUCACCCCUGGCUCCAGGACUACCAAACAUGGCUGGACCUCAGGGAGUUCGAGACGAGGAGAGGGGAGCGCUACAUCACCCACGAGAGCGACGACGCCCGCUGGGAGGAGUACGCCGACGAGCGCAGCCUGGCCUACCCCAAUCACUUCAUCAUGUCACCCAACCUUGACGACAUGGAGGAGGACCCCUAGUGGCUGGGAGGACUUCCUGCAUGUGACUCACAGGGCCACCUGCUGGACAGAGACCUUGGGAAAUGGCUCAACCCCUGGACUGAAGGUGCCCCCGAAGGGCUUACCGUGUGCCACAGUGUGGACUACAAGAGGGACGCCAUUUUGGUGCCUAUGGAGGUGGCACCAUUGGGGAAGGCAUUUCGAUUUUUCAGGUUGUUUUACUUAACUAUUGUCACAUUUCAGAGAUUCUGUGAGGCUCUCGGCUUUAUAAAAUACAACUGUCUUUUGUUACCAGCCAUGGAAAGCUGAGCUCUUUGGUCUGAAUUCCCAGUUGAAAUCUGAUCUUAUGUGCAUUUGGGAGUGCUAAGUAGUAUUAAAUAUGAUGCACUGCACUUCAACCCAGAGCAGGACUAAAGGCAUAGACCAAAUCCAAGAGGUAAUUUAAAUUUCAAUGGCAUAUUUUUCUAAAAGUGAUAAAGUUAAUGUUUUAAAAAGUUAAUUUUUUUUUUUUUUUUUACAUGUCAUUAUAUCAAAUCAUUUAACUCAUACUGAGGUGACAUUUUUAGAAAGGAUUGUUUUAAAUGGUAUGGUGACAAACUGGAACACACAACAGUAAUACUAAUGCCUUGAGUAUAUUUUGAGUUUAUGUGUUUUUUUUUAUUUGGGGGUAGAAUGUUUUUGCACUGUAGGUCGACUACCCUCUUCUCUUUUACUGACCCCAUCAUUAGAAAAGUUGGAAAUCAACAGCUGCUACAUGUAGUUCUGGUUAUCUUUUUAAAAACCUGUCAACCAAAGUACAGUAUAAAAGUGACAAAUCAGAAAAAGGGAUUGCUGGUAUGGCUUAUGUCUGGAAAUUCAAACCAAGCUUUAUUUAUUCAGAAAUCUUAAUCUUUGUGGUGAGUGUGUUGUCAACAGAAUAUGUUUUAUUCUUACCGGACCAUAACGAUAAGGUGGAAUUUAUGUUGGAUUUAUGAUAAUGUGGUAAUAUGAUCAUUUUAGAAGGUGGUGAAUUUGUUUCUGUUUGCUAUAAAAUAUAUAAUUCUAUCACACAUCUAUAAGUAGUGAGAAGUGAUUAAAAAUGAUAUAGCUGAUGACCAAAUCUGUUCUAACAUACAUUGUCAGAAAUUGAUGUGACCAUCUUACACAUUUAUGCUUUUGAUCCUUUUUCAUUUUUAAAAAUUGUGUUAUCGUACGUAUAGUUGACAUUCCUGGAGAUUCGUAAAAGCAACUGGAUUGAAGCAAGGAGAGUACACAUCUCAGCUGUGCAAUGAUGCUACCCGACGUAAGCUACAAGGUCCAGCCUUUCUACAGAAUCAACCCGACAGUCCUCUGUCAUGAAGGAAUAAUCAGAAGGAUGAAGACUACGGUUAAUGUGCCAUAUCUAAUGCUGUAAGGCUUACACCUAAGAAGGAUGGAAUGGCCGUGAAAAUCUUAGUUUGUGAAACAGAAGCUUAUUAUUUUCAUAUUAUUAUUCUUACCUAAGAACUUGCUGCCAGAUCAGGAGACUGGUUCAGUUAGGAAAUGCUUAUUACAGGAGUAUCUGUUGUUUUGUGUCAUGCUUUCAAUGUAUUUUUCUAUCCAGUAUGUGUGUUCUUUUGUGUUAUCAGUUGGUCCAAGGUAUGACAGUGUUUCUGGUAUCAUGGUGUCCAUUACACAUCUCAUGUGCAAGUCAUUGCAGCCUGGCUAAUGUGUGCAUGUUCAUUCAGGCAUCCAUCCAGCAGAUAUCUAUUCCAUUUUUCCAAAGUGCAAUUACAAAAAAGGCUACAUAGCCUUGAAGAUUACAACCUGUUUUGUUUUAAAUCAUUCCUCAAUGAACUUUAACAAUUCAAGCAAUUGUUUUGGCCUUAAUCAAAAAAGUCACAAGAUGUAUUGCAGGCUCAUGGAUUGGAGAAUUAAUUUAUCCUGCAUCCCCAAUAAUACACUGUACAUGGUGUUGUUGACGGUGCAUCAUGAUAGGAUGAACUUUGCAUGGCAUCAGACUUAAAGAUGAGCUGCUGUGUUUUUACAGCAGAUAUUACAUCAUGAAAAAGCAGUAUUCACGUGUGUGUGUCUACAGUACAGUAUAUGUCAGAUGUGGGCUAACAGAAAAUACAAAACUCUGGAAAAAAAACAUGUUGACAGCUGGAAUUAAAAAAUGUUUUAAACUGCUGUGCAGUUAGAUGAAAUGUGUUUCACUUAAUCAGUCUUGUCAUUGGUGGCUAGAGGUGUGAAAGAACAAUUUGACACAAAACAUGAUUGUGGGAGACUUACAUUUUGUGAAUCUCGUCUCUUCUUUCGUGUGUGUGACUGGGGGGCACCGCAUGGCUUUCGAAAGCACGUGCAGCAUUCAUGUGGGUGUGUGUUUGUGUGUGAUAGUGAAGAUAAAACUUCCCUCUCUCUGACCAGCUUGCGUUUUGUGCAUUUCGGUCCAAGUGUAUUUCCUUUUGGUGAUAAUCCAACUGAUUUGUGUGAAAGGCUUGUGCAGACUGGCCUAGAACCUGCAGUACAGCAUAAAUCCAUGAAUCUUGGUGAAUAAUGCCACAUGUAUGAAGCACAAAAUGGAAGGGUGCUGUAGACCUAUCCUGAGAAUCCAUUUGAUGUCUGUUGCCGCUGGUUUGGCAGAUGUUAGUGUUUUUGUAUAUUUUAGUAUGUACAGAUUUAAUAAAAACCUGUAUCUUAACAGUAA
Molecule: messenger RNA, 6038 nt
Organism: Conger conger (European conger)
Lineage: Eukaryota; Metazoa; Chordata; Actinopteri; Anguilliformes; Congridae
Product: serine/threonine-protein kinase D3-like
Exons: 19
Coding region: 752-3394 (880 amino acids)
Biological process (GO): protein phosphorylation
Molecular function (GO): ATP binding; protein serine/threonine kinase activity
Source: RefSeq, a predicted model, not a curated record